AUGUCUGCUCACAAGCCCAAGGCUUUGGACGGCUCUUUCAUGCUGGCAUUUGGAACUGGCUCAACGUGGCGAAAGGAGGAUUCCGAGGCCCUCAACACUGGACUUAUCGAGAUUGUGAAGGAGGCUCUUCAGUUGGGGUAUCGUCACCUUGACACGGCCGAGCUAUAUAACACGGAGAGGGAAGUCGGAGAGGCGAUAAAGCAAUCGGGCGUCCCGGUCUCAGAGAUCUACAUCACUGGGAAAGUCUUCACGAUGUCGGACGUCCAAGGGGCAUUUGAUCGCACUUUGCAACGACUAGGCGUUGAUUAUGUCGACUUGUACCUGCUUCAUCACCCUUACUUUGCCAAAUCCAACGCGGAUCUUCAGGGAGCGUGGACCGAGCUCGAGACCAUCUAUGAUUCCGGCAAAGUCGGCGCCAUCGGCGUCUCGAACUUUACUGAAGACCACAUCAGGACAAUAUUGGAAACUGCACGAAUAAGGCCAGCGUGCAAUCAGAUCGAAUUGAAUCCAUAUCUACAACGAACCCAACUGCAGCAAUACCACAAGAAACAAGGAAUACAAACGUUUGCCUUCUCACCCUUAUCGCCAAUUGUUAGAGCGAGUCCAGGUCCACUUGAUAGUGACUUGGAGUCGAUCGCAAAGAAACAUGGAAUCAGCACCGCUGUUGCUUUGAUACGAUGGGCGUUACAGCAAGGCAUUGCGGUGGCGACAACUUCAACUGACAAGGCUCGUAUGAAAGAUCAUCUGCUCGCUCUGGAUGUGUCACUACUAGAGAAAGAAGUAGCAUUGAUCAGUAGAUUUGGUGCGGAGAAACAUUUCAGGGGUCGUUGGAACGAUAAAUUUGCUCCAGACGAUAGAAGCUGA
Molecule: messenger RNA, 864 nt
Organism: Cladophialophora psammophila CBS 110553
Lineage: Eukaryota; Fungi; Ascomycota; Eurotiomycetes; Chaetothyriales; Herpotrichiellaceae
Exons: 4
Coding region: 1-864 (287 amino acids)
Cellular component (GO): cytosol
Molecular function (GO): oxidoreductase activity, acting on NAD(P)H as acceptor; aldose reductase (NADPH) activity
Source: RefSeq, a predicted model, not a curated record